Messenger RNA from Papilio polytes (common Mormon), 1156 nucleotides. RefSeq lists its product as uncharacterized. Bases 108 to 1049 code for a protein of 313 amino acids. The transcript is spliced from 2 exons. Lineage: Eukaryota; Metazoa; Arthropoda; Insecta; Lepidoptera; Papilionidae. Gene Ontology annotation, molecular function: protein binding. The record is from RefSeq and is a predicted model, not a curated record.
CCUGUCAGUGUCAAAAAGGUGCCACAAGAGCCUUGCGGCCUGCAGGACUAUAUUUUCUAUGGUAUGGCCGUGUCACCCCCUGAAUUUAACUAUUUGUCAAUUAUAAUAUGUUUGGCCAACGUACAUUAUCACAACCGACCACAUCUUGUGAAAUUAUGUUAAAUGUAACAGAAGUCAAUAAACGAGACAAUUGGCUAGAGUUAAAAGUUGACACAGAUGUCAAUGCAAAGAGUACUUCUACAGUGAGUGAACAUAAAAUAAACACAUCAGUAACAAUUGGUCUAAAAGUUCUACUGGCAAAGGUAACAGCCUUUGCCAGUAGAACAUCUGUUGAUGUAUAUAAUCGGGGCACCUUAGGUGUGCAAAUACCAAAUGAAAGCUACAAAAUUCUUCUGUUCUUCAAAUUUGUUAAAACUGACAGUAAUGAUGAAACAAUAUAUUCAAUUAUGUGCAACAGUAUAGGUUUAGGUCUUUUGGAUAAGACAUUUAGUACUGACAAUGAAUCAUGGUUCUUAGUCCAUGAGUCUGCAUCUUCAAAGUUAUCCUUCAAUAUUAUUUUCACAACAAGAAUAAUUAAAAGUGAAAACCCAUUUAAAGCACUGUAUGAAGACACAGACCUGGUUGACUACAAACUGGUGGGCGAGAGUGGGACGGAGGUGAGAGUACAUGGGGCAGUGCUGGCCGCUCAGAGCCCCAGUAUUAUGAAAAUGAUACAGGAAAAAACAAUCAAAGAUAAUACUAUUGAAUACAGUGGAGUAAAAGAUAAAACUUUACAAGACUUCAAAUCCUAUAUUUACUUAUAUACUUUGCCAACAGAGGAUAUAGAGCAAUUGUUGCUUUUGGCAUCCAGAGCUGCGAUGGUGGAGUUGGAGCGCAAGUGUAUCGCCCAGAUAAUGGCCUCUCUGACACCCAGCAAUGUUUACCGCAUCACAGAAUUUGCUCAACAACAUAAGAUACCUGAACUCUAUUUGAAUGUAUUAGAUUAUAUUCAAAAUGGGAAAAUCAAAGUGACUGAUAUUAGAAGUUGCUUAAAACUUGCUGAUGUUUGAUGUAAUUCAGCCGACUGCCACUAGGAUUAAGUUUUAUAAGGAUAUCUUCCAAAGUAACAAUACUCGGGUAUUGUAAGACAAUAUUAAAUUUGUUCAUAAUAAUUUUU